AAAGCUGAGCCCUUGGAGGCUGCAACAAUACUCAAACAACGACUGAAUCUGCCCAAGGGUCUCUGUGAGAGUGAGAGCAUCUUCAAUGAGUUCUUCUCGGAUAAGAUGUGGAACACCCUGACAAAUGACAUGCGAACGUACCUCGUAGAUAAUUUUUUGCCCAAGUUUCCGGGCAAUGAUGAGCACGAGAAGGACAUCACGCUGCAGAUGAUCUUCAACAGGGAGACUUUUCGUUUCGGGUCGUCGCCUCUAGUGGACUUCCAGCGGAACCUGGAGGAAGGCAACUAUCGACCCGAUAUCGUCAAAUACCGCAACAGUAUUCAGAGAUCACAGCGUCGUGAACAGCGCUACCAGGAGUGCGAACGCAUCAGCCGGAUAGCCAAGGCGAGUCUCAUUUCGCGGGAAAAACUCAUCCGGCUGGCAUACGAAUCGCCCCCAGGUGUUUCCCUCAAACGUGCCGCCGAGUCCGUGAAUCAUGUGGCGAAGGUGGGAAGCACGGCUGCCGCCAUGAGGGCGAAGAAGCGGUACUUUCAGGAAAUCUCCAGCACGGCCAAAGAGAUCGGAGUGCCACUGUCUGAUGAUGAGGGAUUCCCCGAGGCUGGAACACCAUCAGCACCAACGAUAGCACGCAAACCUAAACGCAGCCUCGCCCUCAAUUCCGGACCUGACAGUCCCAGUGCUGAAGUGAAGAUCAUCAGCACACUGACCCACCGAUUUAACUCGGGAGACCAUUUGGGAGCCCAGGCACCGCCCUCAGCGCCCUCCGAAGACACCUACAGAACGAUGCUGUAUCAGCACAAGAAGAGGAAGCUUCGGGAAGCAGAUCAUCCGGAAUUGGAUGUGAGUGAGGUGAAGCUGAAGGAUAUCUACGCGAGGACACAAUUGUCCGUUGGAUAUCGCAGAAUGACGCCAAAUAGUGGCAAAGUGACAUUGGGUACGAAAAAGAGUGCUCUGGCCAAGUUGAAGCAGGACAUUGCAGCUGCUCCUAUUCCGGGCAUUCAGGCUUCGGCCAAUGUCACAAAGCCACCAAUUCAGCCACAAGUGACGCCGUCUCUCUACAAAUCUCCGUCGUUGUUGAUGACGGUGAAGACCGAGGAGGAGACUGUGGUGAAGACUGAAUCUGAAAUCUACCUGCCACCUUCAUCAACGGCAGAUCCCGUUGUUAAAACUGGUUUGGCUGAGAGGAAGAAGAUUGUGGUGAAAAAGAGGGCUAACAGUGUAUCUCCGGGUGGAUUGAAGAAGAAGACAACAGCUGCAAAUGGCAGUAUUCUGUCCACGAAUGCGUUGAUGCACGUAAAUGUGGAAGAAGAGGAUAUUGUGGAUAUUCGUGACAUGAUAAAAAUUGAGGAUACACAAAUCAAUGAGAAUUCCCAGGGAGCAGGAGGAGGAGGAGGUCAUCAGGUGUUUGACAAAGUGAAACCAGCAACAUUUAGUGAUCUCGAGGGUAUUGACAUGAUGCACUUGCCAGUCGAUCUGGAUGCAUCAAGUCACAUUGAUAUUCUCAAUGAUAUUGCCGAUGAGACAAAUUGUUCGCCGGAACUGAUGCAAGAGACCCAUGCAUGCUUCCUAUCGCUCAUCCGAGAUAUUUUCUGUGCAACACCCGAUCACAGGAUGGCAAUGGACAAUUUGCAGAGGAAGAUAGCAACGUGGCUGGGAAAUCCCAUUACACCGCUCAAUGACUGGUAUUCCCUCUGUGACAAUUGGCUGACGCAACUGCCGUCAGUUAUUCAUUUUCUGGCGGGAGAAUUUGUCGAUCAGCCCGAAGACUAUGUGCCCUAUCUGGAGUACAAGGUGAAUCUGGAUAUUUAUCAGUGGAUUGGAGCUGGAAGGGAUACCGAUCAACAUUUAAUUCCACUCUGUGCAUAUUGGCUGAGUCGAAAGCAUGAAAUGGGAACGAGACCCAAUCCGCCGAAGCUGGAAAAGACUCGUAGUUCGAGUUUCAGUGAUGGCGAAGAGAUGGGUUUGGGUGCAUUGGCACCGGAGAAACCAGCAUCUCCGCCACCGCCUCGGUGUCCCACCACGUGGACCGUGCAGAAGGCCACGGAGGAGGAAAUUGAGGAAUUCCGACGGCAGGAGAGGCAACGUUUUGAGAAUCCUCACAUGGCAUUUACAUACAGGAUGCACGGGUAUGAGAGUGUUGUGGGUCCAGUCAAAGGUAUCUAUACGCAAGUUCCGGGUGUCAGUAAAGCCAGAUUGCACAAUAUGCUGACCCGGGAUCGACCCAAUUUUGUCACAAUUCUCACAUUGGUGCGCGAUGCAACGGCUCGCCUGCCAAAUGGCGAAGGUACGCGAGCGGAUAUUUGUGAAUUGCUAAAGAGUAGUCAGUACCUGAAUCCGGCGGCACAGGACAAUGUCCUCCAAACGAUUGUUAGUGGUGCACUCGAUCGGAUGCACACAGAACACGAUCCAUGUGUCAGAUUUGACUCAAAACGCAAGAUCUGGAUCUAUUUGCAUCGUGAUAGGUCAGAGGAUGAAUUUGAUCGGUUGCAUCAGCAGCAGCAGGGAAUGUCGAAGCCAAAGAAGGUGCCCAGCCGGAAUAAACUGAAGCCCACGGGACGUAUUAUUUCUGGCAAGAGUCCACCAACAAAUAGCCAUGUGAAUGUCCUGAAGAGUAUUGCUAGUAGUGGUGUGGUAUCUCAGACAUCUGUAGUUGUGACCACGGGAAAGAUUAUCAAGUCUUCUUCGCCACAGAAAUUGCCAGGAUUGCCAUCGGUGAUGGCAAAGAGUCAACAAUUGCCAGCUCUGAGUACCAUUCAGUCCAAUACGGUCAAUCAACUGCCAGUGGCACCACCGCCACUCAUUAACAAAAUCUCCCCGCAUCGGUCCGUGGUGAAGGCGGAACUUGUGCCCAUAAAGAGUAUUCCGCCAUUGGUCACGGAUAAGAAUCAAAUUGAGCAUAUUGAUGUGGAGGCCAGCUUGGAGGCUCAUACAACGCCAGUUCUUAUCAACAAAUCCCUCCAGAGUGUGCCAGGACUCGUUCAGAAGGCAUCCCUUGGAGCCUCAUCACCCACGACAUCAGUCAAAGUAUCCACAUCGAGUGGUAUUCAGACAGUUCAUGUUUCUGUGGCUACAACCACACAUGGAAAUGUUUCAAGACCACUGACAUCCCUCCUGGCAAACUCUGCUACACAAUCUGUUCUGGUGAAUCAGCAAAAUCGCGCCCAGAGUCCCAAUGUAGCCACAAGAGUUAAAAAGGCCCCUGGGAAGCCACCAAUCCUCAUUCAGAGCCCUAGCAAAGCGCCACCACUUCUUACACAGACCUCAGCCAGUGGUCAGAGUUAUAUAAUCCCCUUUAAUCUCACAAAUACCAGCGGAGAAGCUACUCUGGCCAAGGUAAUUAGUACCUUGCCGGCUACAACAGUGGCUGGGAUGAGUCCGAAGCUAGUAAAGAGUUCAGUGCCACCAGCACUGACAAGUACAUUGGGAGACAAAGCAGUGGCAAGUUCGUCACUUCUGGGCAAGAAUGCAAUUCGCGUGGCAACCAACAUGGCCACGAAGAGUCUCAUAAAUCCGGCUGUGAUCUCACUCCAUCAGCAAAAGACACCAACUGUGGUGUCAUCGACAGCAGUGAAGACGCCCACACUGCAGCAUAAGGGUGGUCUGAGUGUUGUGAGUGGCAUUGUGACACCGCCUGGAGGCAUUGUGAAGAGCCAACAGCAAUUGACGCCAACGCAACAAAAGCAAAUCCUGCAGAAUAUAAUUGCGCAGCAACAGCAGCAGAAACGUCUAGUGCAGAAUGCCGUUGUGGUGUCAGCCAGUGGAAGUCAACAGGCUACUCAGCAGCAACUCAAAUCAAUCAUUGUGGCUGCCAAUCAGACUCAAAGUGGUCCUGGCAGUAUCGUGAAGAUUGUUACGAGUACAGUUCCCGUGACAAGUGGCACAAAUACAGCCACAAUGCCGGGAAGUAGUCUCAUCAAUCCCCAAAUUAUUCAGAUACAGCAAACGGGUGGGGCAGCUAAUGGGGCCAAGAUGCAAACCGUCUCUACGGCUAAUCUAACGCCACAGCAGCAGCAGAAUCUCUUCAAUACUCUCCGGCAGCAACAACUUAAGAGUCAAAAUCUGCAGCAGAAUCAAACACCUGGGAGACAACAAUCUCUCAUUAUAAAGCAGCAUCCAAUGCUUCAGAUACAGCAAAAGACUACCACAACAGCCCAGGCCAGUCAAGCGUCUGCUGGAGACAAAACUGUGGCUGUCGUAACAACUGCCACAACAACUCUUGUAUCAUCUGCCGUAACUCAAACAAUGGCUAGAAAACCCACAACUGUGGCUACUGUACGUCCAGCUACAAGUGGUUCUAGUCCUCUGAAAGUGCUGACAAAUCAAAGUGGUCAGUUGAUUUCGUUGGAGAGUCUGCUGCAGAAGCAAGGCAUUGGUACGCCGAUUCGCGUGGCAGGAGCCAAAGCGGGUCAGACGAAUCUCAUUCAAUUGGCUGGAGCUCCUGGAUCACACAUUACACAAUACGCUGUUGUAUCACCGGCCAGAAACAUCAUAUCUGUUGCGACUCCGCAGAGAGUUGUGGCGUCGCCAAUUACAACAACUGCCACCACGGGACGUGUAAAAGUUGCCACAGUGACAGCCGGAAGUGCAGCAGCCGGUGAGACUGGACAGAAAUUGUUAGCACAGAAGGCUACAGCAACAGCCACAAGUUCCACGAAAAAUGUGGCUCCUGCUCAAGCUAUGGUCAAUGCCAAAUUAGUGGGUGUUCAGAAUAUAGCCACAGGGAAAAUGAAGCCAGGAAUAAGAAUGGUGAAUGCGUCAAAUCUGAAUAUUGCCCACAUUGGUGGGAAACCGGUGAUAAUUGCAAGUAAAUCAGCGACUCCUGGACAAAGUGGUCAGACUCAGGGGGUGAUUUUGCAAAGUUCAGCCGGGACAAAUGGUGCCAAUCUUGUUAUCGGUGGUCAAACACUGAAAGUUCAGAGCAAUAGUCUCAAUCUCAUCAGUCCCACAAGUUCCAAUGCACAAACCGUCAUGAUUGGAAAUCAAUUUGUCAAGGUGCAACAGCAAACUCAAGCACAGGUUCAGCAGGGACAAACGCAGCAGGCUGGAGAGGGUUCCAGUGCAAAUAGUGUUUCAGGUACAGCAUCUCCAGCUACUGCAAGUGCUGCUAGUCCAGUGGGAAAGGUUGUGGCAUCUUCAAGUCAAGCAUCACCUCAAGCUACAGUAAAAAUGCAGGCACCGGUGCAAGUGGCGACGCAACAGCAACCAUCACAAAUGAUUCUUGGAGCACAGGUCAAGAAGGGAAAUUUAGUAAAAGCACCUGGUACUGGUGGUCCGGGACAGCAAAGAGUCGUUUUGGCACUUCAAAGUGGUGGACAGAUUCUUCUGCCGCCGGGUUUCCAAGGCGGACCAAUCAACCUGAAGACCUUACAGGGUCUCAAGAUGAUCUCAAUUCCGCAGCAACAGCAACAACAGCAACCUCCACAACAACCACAGCCUCAGCAGUCACCUCAGGCGACCCAAGCCAAAGGGAAGAAUGGAUAGGAAUCGACAACGUAGAGAUCCGAGGAUGUUUGUAUUGUGUGGUGAAAAUGUGUGACAAAGUGAGUGUUCUCAAAACUGAUCUCUUUCCCUAUUCUUAUUUCUUUUUAAUUUUUACAUCAUUUUGCCCUCAUCCUUCCCCCCCUUGAACAUUUCAUUGGCAUACUAAUGCCAUCCAAGGAGAUCUCUUUAUAGGAAUCUCUUUGGAACCAACAUGUCCCUUUCAUACUUAAAAAAAAGAAAACAUAGAAUCCCAAACAGUGAGUCAAGAAGUGUAAAUAAAAAAAACAUAGUUCUUUUUUAUAUAUAGUCGUGUAUAAAGUGAAGGAAGAAAGAACGGUUUUAAAUUGCACCCUGAAAAGUGAAUGAAGGAGUUUGAUGGACACAACAUUUUUAUUUCCUAAAUUAAUUUAUAAAAAAGAAAAUAAUUUAAAACUAAAUGAUCAAUCUAGAGAUUUAAGAAAUAAAGAGGAAAAAAAAUGGAGAUUGUGAAACUGAUGAAUUUCUCAGAAGUGAACAAUUUUCCUCCUUCCAACCAGUGAAUAAAGAAAAAUUUAGGAAAUGAUGAGAUGAAAA
Molecule: messenger RNA, 6054 nt
Organism: Phlebotomus papatasi
Lineage: Eukaryota; Metazoa; Arthropoda; Insecta; Diptera; Psychodidae
Product: nuclear factor related to kappa-B-binding protein
Exons: 6
Cellular component (GO): Ino80 complex
Molecular function (GO): protease binding
Source: RefSeq, a predicted model, not a curated record